GUCUGCUUACUGUUGUCAAACUGAACUGAACGACUGACGUGAGCUGCUGCUGGAGCUGGAGCUGGAGCUCACUGGAGCCUAGCUGGAGCUGAAAAGGAGAAUGAACUUCAGCUGAUUGUUGAUUACGGGCCCCAUCACAACCAUGCCCGCAGCUCAGAACACCGAGCGUGUAGUGCGCAAACACCCAAGACCACACACCACUCUGAGGGAACCAAGUGAAAUCAGUUGCUGCCUCAAAUAUGUCAUAUUUGGGUCCAACGUCUUGUUCUGGAUUUUGGGUCUCUGUAUCAUGGUAAUUGGUAUUUGGGCUUGGAGUGAAAAGGAUACAUUCAACAAUCUGAGCCGUCUCACCAAUAUUGCACUGGAUCCAGCAUUUGUUUUGAUACUUGUUGGUACUCUCACCUUCGUUAUUGGAUUCACAGGUUGUGUUGGGGCUCUGAGGGAAAAUACCUGUUUAUUAUUGGGGUAUGCCAUCAUUUUAGCCCUGCUUCUGUUGGCCGAAAUGACUGUUGGUACUCUAGGAUUUGUCUUUAAGGAUUGGAUCAAAGCCCAGGCAACUGGGGGAUUUCAGGCAUUCAUUGUACAUUACAGAGAAGAUCCCGAUCAACAGAAUCUCAUUGACUGGAUUCAAGAAGACUGGCUUCAAUGCUGUGGCAUUGAGGGACCCAAAGAUUGGGACCGCAACAAUUAUUUCAAUUGCUCCUCACGGGAAGUAGGCAGCAGGGAAGCUUGUGGAGUCCCUUUCUCUUGCUGUCGAAGAAGACCAAAUGAAAUAAUUAAAAAUAAGCAAUGUGGCUAUGAUGUACGGAAGCCUGGCUAUUUUUCCCAGGGAUCACAUCAUAUACAGUCAACAUUUGAUUGGCAAAUUUUUGAGAGAGGUUGUUUACGGGCAGGUGAAGAAUGGAUGGAAGCAAAUUUAUUUAGGGUGGUGAUUUCAGGAUUGACUGUUGGAAUAUUUCAGGUCUUGGGAAUUUGCUUUGCUCAACAUCUCCGUAGUGACAUAUGGGCUCAAAAAGCAAAAUGGCAUUGACAAUUGCAGGCCUCCACUGCAGUAUAGCAGAUGGGGCCGACAAUUGUUUUCCAUGUGUGAUAUGACUCAGGUCAGAGCACUCAGUAAUCCUCAACCUCCUACUGAAGUAGGGCUUAGGACUGGUGCAAAACACCUCACAAACAUUGGUGCUACUGUAAUUUGGUAUAAUUUUGCCUGUACUUAAAAGUUUAAUCAAGCGGCAUUUUGUUGAGGUAUAGCCUCUCUAUUUUAUAGCAUUGAAUUUGACUUUGGUUUGUGAUAACAUAUUAACUAUUGAAGUUGUUUAUUGUCUUCCCUGUGUGUUGUAAAAUGAGAAAAUCUCACAUUUCAAGUAGUAGUUGCUUGGUUUAUAGACUAUUUUUUUCUCCUUACUAAUGUAGUAACGAAGCAACUCAUUCUUUUUUUAUUGAUUUCCUAAAUUGUGAAUUUUGUUAGCAUUCCAUACCUGUUUUUAACUGCACAGGUAAAAAUGUCUUGUGAGAGUACAACAAAAUUGUAUAUAAAAAAAUUAGUUGCUUUGUUUUAUGUUUAUUACAGAGUAUGAAUUAGAUGCCAGUUUGAUAAAAUGUGUGUACAGUAUUACAGGACAUUCUUCAUCCAUGAAGGCAUUGUUUGGCUUUAGAUUCUUUUAGUGUUCAAUGAAAGAAAUACUUAUUGAUUGAUGAGAUGUAAGAUACAUUCUAAGUGCGUGAGCACUGGCUUGGAACUUAUCCUUUACUAAACCGCUGUGAUAAUAUGAAGCAUUUGUGAAAAAGAACUUGCUAAUGGGCAGGGGAAAUAAUUUUAUUAAGCACAAGUAUUAAUCAUAGAGGUACGUACAUUAAUUUCAAUAUCAGUAUAAAAAGAGUUUUAUUUAAUGUAUUGUCUUUACUGUUACGGUAGUGAAACAGCUACUGUAGAAUUCACUAUUCGUGAAUUAGCUGACUCAAUUUUAGCAUUAAGGAGACUUUUAGAUUUAUGUAAGUUUUAAGAGUUUGCACUGCAGGUGUCCCACAAACCUGCCUCUCCAGCUCUCCUAUUUUCUCAGAAAUGCUUUUUUACUGUUUUUUUUGUUUAAGGGAAUACCCUGACCAGAGAUGAUUUUAUAUAGUAGCCCUUAUUGAUUUAAAAGUUUGAUUUCUCUUUUUAUUUGUACACCUGUGAUGAGAUUUAUUUAAACCAUGCCUAUUGUUAAAUAACUAAUAUUAUUUUGUUGUAAUUAACAAUAUGGAAAAAAAUAUUAUAUUAAUUGCAGAAUAA
Messenger RNA from Frankliniella occidentalis (western flower thrips), 2269 nucleotides. RefSeq names its product tetraspanin-5 (gene Tsp26A). Lineage: Eukaryota; Metazoa; Arthropoda; Insecta; Thysanoptera; Thripidae. The transcript has 9 exons. The coding region runs from base 143 to 1030 and encodes 295 amino acids. Gene Ontology annotation, cellular component: membrane. The record is from RefSeq and is a predicted model, not a curated record. Gene Ontology annotation, biological process: protein maturation; protein localization to plasma membrane.